AUGAUUGUUUACGUUGUACCUGCUUCUAUUGAUGAAUCAAAUGUUAAUCGUGAAAUUAUAUCUUAUUGUAUGAAUGAUUUGUCAUCAAAAUUUCAUAUCAAGAAUAAUGAUAUCUUUUCAAAUUUUACCUUUGUUGAUCUUUUGAAACAGAAUAUUACGAGUCAACAAUUAUAUCUUUGGUCAGCAUCAAUAGAUCUGGUUGAACGUUAUCAAUUUUAUUUAAAUCAAUUAUCAACAUUAAAUGAUAAAUCUUUGGAAACACAAAUUUUCUAUAAUUGUACUUUACCAAGAUUUGGUUCUAUGUGUCAAUAUGAAAUUAUUGAUGAUUAUUAUCGUGCAUAUGAAUAUCGUUCAACUAAUUUUACUUGUUAUACUCAUUUACAAUGUAAUCGUGACUCUUUUCCUACAUGUUUAGAUUGGACUGAUAUCUGUAAUGGACAAAUAGAUUGUCUUGAUGGUGAAUUCGAUGAAGAACAUUGUUGGCAACUUGAAAUUAAUCAAUGUAAUGAUAAUGAAUAUCAGUGUGCUAAUGGACAAUGUAUAUCACAGUCAUUUUGUCAAGAUGAUUUCAAUAAUCCUGAUUGUAAUACAUCAUUUCAAUCUAUUUGUAAUGGAUUUAUUCAACUGGCUUCAAUAAAUAUUGAAGGAAAAAAUGAAACAGAUGAAACAGAAUGUCAACAAUGGCCAUGUAAUAACAUUCAAACUCGUUGUGAUGAAAUAUGGCAUUGUCCAAAUGGUGAAGGUGAAAUUGGUUGUGAUUUAUCUCCAACAUUAAAUUGUUUUAAAGAUCAUCAUAAAUGUGUUUCAUCUGACACAAAUCAACUUAUAUGUUUAUCUGCUAAGAAAGCAAAUGAUGGUAAGAUCGAUUGUCUUGGUGCUACUGACGAGCCAAAACUAUGCAAACAUAUAAGUCUAGGUUAUAUACAAACCGGAUUUUAUUGUUACAUUAAAACAUUACCUGUAUGUAUUGGUUCGAUGCAUCUAUGUAGUGGUAGCCAAGACUGUGACGAUGGAGAAGAUGAACAAUUUUGUGCAAAAAAUUUAACAGCUAUUUUCACAGAUAAAAAUAUAUGCGGUGCAUCUUAUUCAUCAAGGCGAUCUGAUGUCGAAGAAUUUCUAUGUAGCACAUUACAAGACAAGUGUAUAAAACUAAUUAACUAUUUGUCAUUAGAUGAAAUGAGCAAAACUUUCGAAGAUCAAACGAAGAUUGUGACAAAGUCAGUCUUUUCAAGUGCAUCUAUCAUGCAAAAAUCUCAUCAAUAUCAACCAAGAUGUCAUCGUGGUUUUGAUUUACGUGUUUGGUUAAACAAUGAAAAGAACUUAACAACAAAUACAUGUCUUUGUCCACCUAGUUUUUAUGGUGAUCAAUGUCAGUAUCAAAAUCAACGAGUAAGUUUAACUGUUAAAUUUCAAGCAUUCUCAGAUUCUUGGUCAAUAUUAUUUGCAAUGAUGAUUUCUCUAAUUGAUGAUAGUGACGAAAGAAUCAUUUAUUCACAUGAACAAAUUACUUAUUUAUCGGUAAGAGAUUGUAAAAUCAAAUUUAAUAUUUAUCUACUCUACUCAACUCGACCUAAAGAUCCAACAAAAAAUUAUUCAAUACAUAUUGAUAUUUAUGAAAAAGUUUCAUUAAGUUAUCGAGGAAGUUUGUUAUUGACAAUAAAAUUUUUAUUUUUACCUGUUAAUCGUCUAGCAUUUAUAGUUAUUAUACCACGAAAGAAUGAAAACAUUCAAAGUUAUUCAAAUUCUCAAUGCGUUCAUGGUAAAUGUAUCAUAUAUUCAAAUAAUCCACAAAAUGCUAGUUUUUGUCAAUGUAAUCGAGGAUGGUCUGGACGAUAUUGUACUAUCCCACAUACAAGCAUUUGUUCAUCUGAUUCAAUAUAUAUUGGUGUAUCUGCGUACAAUCUAUCUGUAUGUGUUUGUCCAAUUAAUAAAUUUGGUUAUCGAUGUCUUCUUGUUGAUACCAUUUGUCAAAUGAACAAUAAUUUAACAUGUCAACAUGGUGGUCAAUGUAUUCCUGCCGAUGAAUAUACAAUAUUGAAUCAAAAAUUUCGAUGCAUUUGUCCAAAAGGUUAUAUUGGAGAUCUAUGUGAAAUAAUUGAUAAUAAAAUAAUUUUAUCUUUUAAUAAUGAUAUUGUUUUAUCUCAAUCAAUAUUUAUUCAUUUCAUAGAAGUUAUUAAUAAUAAUGAACCAAAGAGAACAACGACAUUUCGUACAAUUCCUUUUAUACAAAAAUCACUCAUAAUUCAUUGGUCAAAACCAUUUCAUCUUGUUUUUAUUGAACUUUACAAUAAAAUUUAUUACUUAGCUGUCAUUCAAAACAUUUAUAACCGAUCAACAAUAAUUAAUAAAAUGAUAAAUCCAUUAGAUCGUUGUCAAAAUAUAAAUGAAUUAUUUAAUGAAACAUUUAUUAAAAUGCAUAUUCUUCAUCGUAUUAAAUAUUAUCAUUUACCAUGUCAAAGAUAUUCAUCAAAUCUUUCUUGUUUUUAUGAUGAUAUUUAUAUGUGUUUAUGUUAUGAUUAUAAACAACAACGUUUAGCGAAUUGUUUUGAAUUUAAUCAUAAUAUGAAAUUUGAUUGUUUAGGUCAAGGUAUUUGUGAAAAUGAAGGUCAAUGUUUUUAA
Messenger RNA from Rotaria sp. Silwood2, 2619 nucleotides. Lineage: Eukaryota; Metazoa; Rotifera; Eurotatoria; Philodinida; Philodinidae. The record is from the annotation of a GenBank genome assembly.